Messenger RNA from Drosophila kikkawai, 6339 nucleotides. RefSeq names its product voltage-dependent calcium channel subunit straightjacket (gene stj). The record is from RefSeq and is a predicted model, not a curated record. NCBI's taxonomy places the organism in Eukaryota, Metazoa, Arthropoda, Insecta, Diptera, Drosophilidae. Gene Ontology annotation, molecular function: voltage-gated calcium channel activity. Gene Ontology annotation, cellular component: voltage-gated calcium channel complex.
GCCAACGGCAGUCAAGCUUCUCUCGCGCAAAAGCCUGGCUGUGGAAAGCUCGGGAAUUCCCAGAACUGUCAACGAGCAACAUAUGUUCGGCCAGCUGGCAGGUCACGCAUGUCAACACGGCAGGUAAACAAACACCUGUAGAACGCCCGUCGAGGUAAACAAACCCCAAGCGCAGAAUCGCCAAACGUCAGAGCAGGCGCACUGAGCGACCAGAAGAGUGCGGAGAAUGCUUUUUGAGGACGAACUAGGGUCGUCCUCUUCCUACUUAAGGAAACCCAUGCAUCGAGCUUUAAGCUGGCCCAGAAAUGUCAGGGAAACGUCAAAACGGGCCACGACAGUGUAGAGAGAAAAGUUUUCGCUGGCCAACAACACACACACACCGAAAAGUGGUGGCUCGCGGAGAAAAUUAUUGAAAACUAGUGAAAAUUCCAAGGGACAGAAUAUGCUGAGCCGACCCAGUGCCUAGGGAAAAGUGAAAUAUAUACACAAUAUAGCAGUGAUCCAGUGCCGGAGAUCGGGGGAUAUGUUUGCGAAGGGCCAAGGCAGGUGGCCAGAACCGAGCUAACGGGCUAACGGGAUAUGUGUGUGGCCAGCUCGAGUGCGUGAGUGUGUGAGCGCCGCAGCGAAGUAGGCUACGAAAAACGCAUCGCCUGGUAUUUAUGUCGCGCUCCCGCUGGAUCGACCCCCGCCGUCAUCAUCAGCAGUUAGUAGAUCGCAAGUAUCGGGCCAUCCGGGGCAACCAUGGCCUGGCUCCUAACCAGAUUCCUGGCCUGCUGGCGCCUCUGCCUCGGCCUGCUCUCCGUUCUGGUCUGCUUGGCCCCGUGCGUCAACCUGCAGCCAGCCGAGAACAUCAACUACAAUCUCGUUCACUCGUGGGCCGACAAACUGGGCACGGAGCUGUUUCAUCUGGGCGAUUUCAUCACCAGGCGCAAGGAGGUUCAAAAUCAUUUCAAGGACGCGAAGGUGGUAUCACGGAAUGGCGCCUCAAUUGUCGAUUCGAUGGCCAAGGAAAUCGAAAUGAUGAUGGAUCUGAAGGUCAGCGCUGUGCGGCGCAUUAUGGACACGGCUGAGAAUACGGCUCUGUCGCACCAAAACGAUAUGGCGGACAAGAUGUUCUCCUACUACAAUGCCAAGGAGAUGCUGGAGCCCGGCGACCCCAUACCGCCCAUACCCACGCCGGCCCCGGACAUGGACAAGGAUAUUGGCGAGCCGCUGAUCUACGUGCAGCCGAAGGUGGUGGUUCUGGAGCCGCGCCCGGAGUUCCACAACACUCCAGUCAACUUCAGUGUCAGCUCGGUUCACGUGCCGGUCAAUGUGUUCGAUCGAGCACCGGAUGUGAUAAAAGCAAUUCAGUGGUCGGAGAAUUUGGAUCAGAUAUUCCGCGACAAUUACAAAAACGAUCCGACAUUGUCGUGGCAAUUCUUUGGCAGUUCGACUGGCUUUAUGCGUCAAUUCCCUGCAUCGAAGUGGAAUAAGGACGUACCGGUCGAUCUAUACGAUUGCCGCCUACGCUCCUGGUAUAUGGAGGCGGCGACGAGUCCGAAGGAUAUCAUUAUCCUGAUGGAUGGAUCCGGUUCAAUGUUGGGACAGAGGCUAGAUAUCGCAAAGCAUGUUGUCAAUACGAUACUCGAUACAUUAGGUACAAAUGACUUUGUGAACAUCUUCACCUUUGAUAAGGAAGUGAGCCCAGUGGUCGGAUGUUUCGAGGAGACACUCAUUCAAGCGAAUCUGGGCAACAUACGUGAACUGAAAGAAGGGAUUGAAUCGUUUAAGCCCAAAUCGAUUGCCAAUUAUACCGCUGCAUUGACAAAGGCAUUCGAGAUAUUGGAAGAUACCAAGUCGACGUCGCGCGGGGCGCAGUGCAAUCAGGCGAUCAUGAUCAUUGGCGACGGGGCGCCGGAGAACAAUCGCGAGGUCUUCGAGUUGCACAAUUGGCGUGACCCGCCGUACAAGCCGGUCCGUGUGUUCACCUACCUGAUUGGCAAAGAGGUGGCUAAUUGGGAUGAUAUACGGUGGAUGGCGUGCGAGAAUCAGGGCUACUAUGUCCACCUCAGCGACACCGCCGAGGUGCGCGAGAUGGUCUUAAAUUACAUUCCAGUUAUGGCCCGUCCCCUGGUCUUGGGUAGGCACGAUCAUCCGGUGAUUUGGUCCCAGGUCUAUGCGGACAUCGAGGACACCAAGCUCUCCGACUAUUUGUGGGACAUCAAUCAGUGCGAGUACCAAAAAGCGGAUGUCCUAGAAUACUGGCAGGUGCACGACCGAAUGCUGGAGCCCAGCGAGAUGCACCGACGGAAGUACAGACGAAUGAAGGAGACCUGGAACCAGCCUGUGGACUCGAAUGUUUACCAGUUCAUGACCACCGUCUCGAUGCCCAUCUACGACCGACGUGAGAACGCGAAUAUCACCGAAGAAGUUUUAAUAAAUGAAGCACUCUGGGAAUUGCAAACACGUGAGACAAGAAUUGCCAACAUCCUGGGCGUGGCCGGCACGGAUGUGCCCAUCAAUGAAAUUAAAAAGCUGCUGUCGCCGUUCACGCUUGGCGUGAAUGGCUAUGCGUUUAUAGUAACCAACAACGGUUAUAUACUAUUCCAUCCAGACUUUCGUCCAAUUUUCCAAGGCUACAUAUUGAAGCCUUCGUACAAUAGCGUUGACAUGAUUGAAGUCGAGCUGUUGGAUGACGAUCGACCCGCCAGAGACUUUAAUCCAGUGCUGAUGACGAUAAGAGAUUCUAUAAUCAAUCAAUCAACAGGCAGCAAAUGGAUGUUGGUGAAGAAUCAUUUCGAUGAAAUGAAACGGGUGACUCGCAUAAAGCGCCAAUAUUACUGGACGGCCAUCAAGAAGACACCUUUCACUCUGGUCAUUUCCUAUCCGGAGCAGUAUGGUGUCAGUCGCUUGGACAUUCGUACCGAUCAGGAGAUCCAUCGCAUGAAUGUCGAGGGCACGAAUUUGCGCAGCUUUUUUGCUGGCAAGAAAUGGAAAAUCCACCCAGAUUGGCUAUUCUGCAAGCACAGCAACAGGACAUUCAAGACGCCAGAGAUAGAACUCCUGUACUUUCUCGAGCGCAUGUCUGAGCCUGGCUGGCGGUGGCCGGGAAGCCGGAGUGCUAUGCCCCCAGAGCACGCUGCUGCCAUGUUCUCUAACAACUCAUCAACUGGCCGCUAUCCAUCAAUCAAUGAAAAAGAAAGCUACUAUUGCGAUCGGCAGCUGAUGCAGGCCCUCGUUUUUGAUGCCCACGCCACCGACUGGUACGCCAAUACCACCAGCUUCAUGGAGGACAAGAUCACCACAAGCGCAUCAAGCCCAAUAGCCGUUCUAAUGGGUUUGUUGCCAAGGCACGAGUUCAAGCAGCGAUUCGGAGUCACUGUCGCCUUCUUGGCCACCCACAGCGGCCUCACCCGCUGGCACGAGUUCCACUCGAACAACGCCGAAGAAUCUGGGGCUGGCGAGACAUUCAGCAAAAACAACACCCGGGCCAUCGACGAGAUUUGGUACAAGCGCGCCGUCGACCAGCAUUUUGUGCGGGACGAAAGCUUCGUCUACUCGGUGCCCUUCGAUGCGGGUGAGAGCAAUUCGGAAAUCCUGGUCACGGCCAGUCAUGCCGUCUUUCACAGCGAAGGGGGCAAGUCGGCACCUGCUGCAGUUGUUGGCUUCCAGUUUCAGCACUCGGCACUCUACAAACUCUUCCACAACAUCACCGGCAAUGCCUGUGCCGUGGAUGACAAAGACUGCUACAUACUGGACAACAAUGGCUAUGUGGUCAUCUCCACCCGCGUCCACGAGACGGGAAGAUUCUUCGGGGAGGUAAACGGAGCGAUCAUGAAGCGGCUGCUGGAGGAGAAUGUGUACAGGAAGGUUGUUGUCUACGAUUACCAGGCGGUUUGCUUCGAGUCCAAGAACGACAACAAUGCCUCUAGCAUGUUGCUUUCGCCGCUGUUCCAUCUACUGCGCGUGGGCAAAUGGCUGCUGCAUACGGCGCUGUGGUAUAUUGUACAACUGUUGCAGUGGGCGCCGGGAGUGUCCAGCCACUAUGCGGACAUGUACGGCGACUCCAAUGAUACAGAGCCACCGCCGGCGCCGCCGCCGGAGCCGGAGCGCCAUGCCCACGGCAAUGGCAAUGGGGGCCAUGGGAAGAAAAACGACGAUGAUCACUGGCUGCGGUAUCUGACACUCCACCGAACGCGGCUCAAGCCCUGCGAUAUGAAGCGUGAGCUGUACACGCUGUUUAACGAGAAGGACAACGUUGUCUACAAUAUGACAGCCCAUGCAUGUGAGCGGCCAUUUGUCGUCCUGCCCAUUCCGCUGAGUAACCUCAUUCUGCUGGUCAUCGACCAGAUGUGUCCGCGGGACGCCACGCUCGUCCUGACAGUCAAUCCGCAGCAUAUCGACUACCACUUGUCGAUCAACGACUCGCUGGCUUGCUUCAAGCAGGCCCGGGAGUUCAAUCGCGUGCGACCCCAGAGCUGCAUCAGUCGGCAUGCGAACGAGAGCAGCAUCAAGCUGUGCGGCAAGGCCUGCUCCGUAUACGCGAAUCUGGGGCUCCUGCUCCUCUGCCACAUACUGAGUCGCUGGCUGUAACGGCGGCCCACAAUGGGAUUAGCUUAGAUCUAGGCAAUAUAUGUUUUUGUAUUAUAUACGGAAGGGCCAUCCGAGGGAGAUGGAAAUUUUUUACUCUAACGCUUGAGCGCAGUUCAAUAUUUUUCGGUCACCUAGAGAAACUUUUCCAAAUUAGACCUUAAGUAGCUAAAUACAAGUAUCCGUUUCGACCUCUGCGUUUGCUGUUGAAAGCGGAACGACACAGUGAACACGGACAGUGUGCGCCGGCGGGCUGGGCUUAUGGUAGACCUUCCAAUAGACAGGACAGAAUAUAUAUAUUAUAUAUGUAUUUAUUGUGUACAUGAAACUGAAACAAAAAUUCCAACAACGGCCUUAAACGACUCGCAACCAGAUCUGAUAAGCUGAAAUAAGCCCAGAGCCCAGCGAGGUGACUAAAGUUAUGGCACACACUGUACCACCAUAAAUGCCGACUACUGCCCAUGGUUAAGUGUGCCUGUGUGAUAGUAUGCGCGAGUGUGUGUGCGCGUGAAUGUGUGCAGGUGUGAGGUGUGGGGUGUGCAUGUUAAUCCUAAUCUAAGAUGGCCACAUUUGUAAGUAACACUUAGCUACGAGUUUAUGUUUAAAGAACGGAUCAAGGAAACCUAUCGGUGGUGUAAAGGCGAUGAAUUAAUAAUGGAACCAUUUAAUUAUAUAUAUACACACACAAACACACAUUAUAUACGAUAUAUACAUACAUACCUACGAGUACUACGCCCAGUACCAACAAACCAUACAUGCUAGCUAAUUUAAGUAGCUUUUGUAUAUUUGCUUAGCUUAGCCCGGCGAAAAACCGAACCGAAACUAACCGAAACAGAAAAGAUUAGCCUUGGAGAAAACUACAUACUUUUAUAGACAAAUUCGUUAAAGGAUGGGAAACCACUAAGACAGAAACGGAAACCAAAUCUAAACGCAUUGUUUUUUAUAUACAUACACUGAUGAUGACGAUACCUAGCAUUACCCACAAGUACCUACAUAUUUGAGAAGAAACUACAAAAACCAAAAAGACAAAGAAAAGAAAAGCAAAAAUGAUAAAUCAACUUUUUAUUACUAAAAAUACUACUUGAUACGAGCCACAGAACUGAGCCGAGAACGGAGACGAUUGAGUAACAAAAACAAGCAAGUAAACAGCAUCUAGUGACUAAAUUAUUAUUAAUACUACAAUUAAACAUUGACUAGUUGAAAUUUAUACCAAGACAAACUCGAACGACAUCUUAAAGGCAAAACUCUCAGCCGAGGGAUAGAGAGGAUCUCUGGAGCAGAACUUGCUAAGCUUUAGCCCCCUAUGUCGCCCAUGGUAGUGUAAUCAACUUGUGCCAUUCGAACUGCCUAGAAUUUGUUAUUAACUAUUUAAUACUAAAACUCAUUACGCGUUUUUAGAUGCGACUAACCACUGAACUCUGUUAAUCCUCUCGCAGGUUGUUUCCAUUCCUUAUUCAUUUUGUAUAUUCAGAUUGACGAUGAUAUAUAGGGUAACGAACGAUAGCGAAUAUCAAACUUAUACCAAGCCUGCGCCUGCAUGCCUCUACACCGAUCUCAAUACUCAAAUUUAAACUGCAACUCUCCUCACGAACGAAAUGAAACAAAAUCUAAACGAAAAUAAAGGGAAAUACAAAUACAAAAUACACACUCGCUGACAGCCACAAUUGUACUACAUUACAUAAACAUAUUUCAAAUUCAAUCAAAUACAAGUAAAAACCAUUUGUCUAAUGUGCUAAAAGAAGAAACUGAUAAUAAACACAAAAUAAU